UUUGCGGUGACCGUGAGGACUAACGGGAGAACCGGACGGCGGCGGGAUGCAGAAAGGUCUGAAGAAGUACUUCGUCAACAUGGACGAGUACCUGAGCAGCCUAGGUCUCUACCGGAAGAUGGUGGCGCGAGACGCGUCCAGUCUCUUCAGAGCCGUGUCCGAGCAGUUGUAUUACUCUCAGAACUACCAUCAGAGGAUCCGUCAGGACUGUGCCGACUUCAUGAGAGCCAACAGAUGCAAUUUUGAGCCGUUUGUUGAAGGUUCCUUUGAGAAAUAUCUGGAACGUCUGGAGGACCCUAAGGAGACAGUGGGUCAGGUGGAGAUCAAGGCACUGUCUCAGCUGUACAGGCGUUGUUUCGUGAUCUUCCGUUACCCGGGGAAACCAGCCAACGUGAUCUCGGAGGACGACUUUGUGGAAAAGGUGACGCUGUGUUGCUCCAUCAACGGUCACUAUGACAUCGUUUACCCGAGGACUUACCCAGCGUCCGCCGCGCUCUGCCAGUCGGUGCUCUACGAGCUGCUCUACACUCAGGUGUUUGGCUUCGAGGAGGCGGAGCUUUGUCAGGCCAUGGAAGCCUUCAGGGUCGGAGGUCGUCGCUAUAGAAACAGCCCAUCUGUGUGUAGUGAUGUCGAGUGCGGCUAUGACACACCUGAGGACCGAUGUCACAGGGAGGAGGCGGAGUCUGGCGGAGCGGCCGAGGAGAAACUGCGAGCUGACGAUGCCAAGCCUGCAGCAGAAGCCCCGCCCUCAUCCAGGCUGUCCCUGCCCUUUAAGGUCAUGAAGUCUCUGGACAGAGACGUGUACAGAAACCUGGAGUUUGACGUGUGGCAGGACACAUGUAAAGAGAUGCAGAAGACGGACUACAUGGUGUUUGCAGGGAGGCAGUACUUCCUGGGAGACAAGUGUCAGGUGCGUCUGGAGCCGAAGGGGAAGUACUACAACGCCUUCAUCCAGGAAGUAGGAACACACUCUUCAGCUGUCACCGUGUUCAUCGAGGAACUGGGAGAGAAACAUCUGGUUCCUCUGACUGACCUGAAACCAGUGAAUCCGGUUCCUGCGUGGAACGUCGCUGCUCCAACCAGAAAAGGAGAACUGGACUCAGACUCUCGUGGUCAGCGACAUCACCGUCAUCGGUACUUCAGGAAGUCACGCGGUAGCAGCGGAAUGAAGGCGGGGGAGCUGCUGAUGGCGCCACCGUCCUCUUACGGAAGCCCCGCCCCCUCAGCCCUGCCCCCCCGCACCCAACCAGCGGGUCACCCCCGUCCACCGCCUGCACCGGGAGCCAUGACGUAUGACCCCUACGCCCCCCCACACCAUCACCACCCCGUCAGCAGACCACCUCGAUACGGAGCUUCCAGCUCCACCCGUUUCCUGAACCGUCACCUGAUUGGUCCACAGUUGACCUAUUACCACCCCGGCAGACGAUAUUACCACGACUACGAGAACUUCGCCUUCAGGUCACG
Messenger RNA from Plectropomus leopardus (leopard coralgrouper), 1464 nucleotides. NCBI's taxonomy places the organism in Eukaryota, Metazoa, Chordata, Actinopteri, Perciformes, Serranidae. The record is from RefSeq and is a predicted model, not a curated record.